Messenger RNA from Scheffersomyces coipomensis, 3597 nucleotides. RefSeq lists its product as uncharacterized. The transcript has a single exon. Lineage: Eukaryota; Fungi; Ascomycota; Pichiomycetes; Serinales; Debaryomycetaceae. The record is from RefSeq and is a predicted model, not a curated record. The coding region runs from base 191 to 3280 and encodes 1029 amino acids.
GAACUAUACCAUCCCUCAUCACCACACGAAACCACGUUUCCAUUAAGAACUACCACAUCCCCCACCAUUCUAACCUUAAUUAUCAUCAUCUCCCUUCCUUCCUUAUAAGCACAACAUAUUAAACAUAGAGUGUCUCUACUACUCAUACGCCAUCAUCAAAUAAAACCAACCUACUCAUUUCACACAACUUAUGAAGUUUGGUAAUAAUCUACAACAUCUAUCGAUCCCCGAAUGGAGAUGUUAUAACAUCGAUUAUAAUGAUCUUAAAUAUCAAAUUAGAACAGUAACCCAAUCAAGAACUUCAAAUUUAAAACCUUUACAUCAAUCAUUUAUCGAUAACUUUGAUUAUGUCAACUUGUUUGUUCAAACCAAAUAUGGUGAAUUAUUACGAAAAUUUAAUUAUUUUGAAGUUUAUUUCGAUCAAUUAGUUAAUAGUUCAAUCGAUAUUGGUAAUAAAAAUAAAUUAAGAUCAAUUUUAAUCGAAAUUGAUGAAAUCUUUUAUCAAGUUAUUGAAAUAUCUCAAAUUUUAAAAAAUUUAUCAAAAUUUAUCUUAAUUCAAAAAAUUGCUGUAAAGAAGAUUUUUAAAAAGUUUUUAAAAUAUUAUAAAGAUGAUUCUUCAUCAAAUUCAACAAAUACUCCAAAUAAUGGGAAUCAAAAAUCAUUAAAAUUCAUUAUAAAUUUAAAAAAUUAUCUUUUAUUAAAUAAAAAUUCCUUUGUUAACUUUAAUUCAAAUGAUUUAACUAUAAAAUUAACCAAUAUAAUUCUGUCAAUUAAAAUUGAACAAAAAAGAUAUUAUAAUUUAAUUAAUAAUAUUUCAACUCAUAAUCCUGCAUUUCCAAAUCAUUUAGGUCGAAAAAAUUCUUUUUAUUCAAAUACUUCCAUAUCUGAAGGUUCUCAAUAUCAAAAUUCAAUCUUACCUAGAACUAAUAGUUAUUUUACUCUACAAAGUGGUAAUUUAUCUUCAUCAGCUGGUGAUGGAAGUCCUCCUACAACUCCAUCCGGUUUAACUCUGAAUUCAGCUUCCACUCAUCCGCAUUAUCAUAUUCAACAAGAUCCCCCAACCAAUGAAGCCAAUUUUGAUCUUGCUAUAUGUGUCAAGAAAAAUUUCGAUUUAAAUUGUCUUAUCCCUGAUGAUCCAAAUACUCUUAAUGAAAUCUUAUUAAAUUUAAAUAUUUAUUUGAAUUUUAAAAAUUAUGAUAAUAAUGCCCCUCCUACAACUUUCCUUUCCUUUAUUUAUUUAACUAAUGCCAAUAAUAAUGAUUAUCAUGAACCUUCAUAUAUCAUAUCUCAAAAAGAUGAAUCUUUUUCCAUCAUUGUGGGGUAUAUUGGGGGUUUAAGAAAAUAUAGUUAUUGUAUCUUACCUAAUGAUAUUGUUCAAUUAUUCGUAAAUCAUUUAAAUAAUCGUGAUAACGAAGAUAUUAAACAUAAAUUAUAUGAUUAUUUUAAAUCGAAUAAAGUUAGUUCAUUAACAAGAAAGACUUUUGAUGCUAUUUUAACUAAUAAUUUAAAACCAACUUUAAGAUUAAUUUUACAAAGAAGAAGAUAUAUAUUGAGACAAACUGAAGAAGCUGAAGAUAAUGAAGAAGAAAAUGAAUUAAAUAUUGAUGAUCAAUCUCAAAAUCAACCAUCGCAACAACAACCAGGAGGUGGUGAUGAUGAUAGUAAUGGUAAAUCAAAAAUUAGUCAUAAGUAUCAAGAUGAUUAUUUAAUUGCAUUAGAUACCGAUAUUUUCACUACUAAUAGUUCAACUUAUGUUUCAGAUAUCACUUUCCCACCCAAUUCAACUGAUGAUGAAACUCAAGAUAUUGUAAAUAAUUGGGAAAAGUUCCCUCAUAAUCAUCUUUCCCUUUAUUCCAAUGAUUCUAAUUUAAAUAAUUUUGAAAAUUCCUUAAAUUCAGUUAUAAAUGUUAAAGAUGGAUUAUUAGUUAAUAACUAUUCAUCAAGUUUAUUAAAACGGUUACCAAUCAAAUUACAAAAUUUAAUUAAUAAUAAUAAUCUGAUUAAUUUAUUUAAAGGACUCGAUUUUUAUUCAUAUAUGAAUUCAUGUUAUAAUAAUAUAGUUCCAGAGGGAAAUUAUAUUAAUAAUCAUUAUAAUUAUUUAUUAAAUUUAAAUUUAUUAAAGAAUUUUGAAAAUAUUGAAAAUUUUAAUAAUCAAUUAAAUUCAGAAAAUUUAAUCAUUAAAGAAAAAUCAAAUAAAAUUUUAAAACAUCAAUUAUCUUUAAAAUCUUUAUCAAAAUUUAAUCAACAUAAUUAUCAUACAUCAACUAGAGCUCCUGAUUUUUACCUUAAAGCCAAUCAAGCCCAUUUCCAACAACAACAGCAACAGCAACAGCAACAACAACAAAGUGAUUCAUUUGGUACUAAUAAUAGUUCCAAUAAAUCAGUCUUCACUAAGAAUAACACCGACGACGAUGAAGAAGUUGAUGAAGAUGAAGAUGAUGGAGUUCUUAAUAUGAAUGUUAGUCAUCAAGAUAUUUUACAAUUCAGACGUCAAAGUGCUGAUGAAGAACUUGCUCAAGAACAAUUGAUUGAUAAUUUAGAUGAGAAUGAAUAUUCCAUUUAUUUAAAAUUAAACAAUGAAGAACAAGAUCAAAAUCUUACGUUAAUUAAUUUCAUGAAUAAAUUUAUGAAAUUGAAAAACAAUGCUUAUACUCAAUUCAAAUCAAUUUUAUUCAUGGAGCCUUUCAAACAUAAUCAUCGUCAUCGUCAUCAUCUUAAUUCUUCUUUAUUACCUCAAUAUAAGAAGGAUAUACAUUCUCAAUCAUCAUCAUUAUUAAGGCCUGUUUCAUCUUCAGAAAUUGAUUAUAGUAAUCCAUAUGCUUAUAGUACUAAUGGUAGUGCUGGUGUUUAUAAUUAUGAUUCUAUUAAUGAAGAACCUCCUACAUUUUUAAAUCGUAAUAAGUAUCUGAAUAUUCAAUAUCAUUAUGAAUUAGAUUAUGAUCAAACUUUAUCAUAUAUUUAUUUUUCAUUAAAUUUGAUGUCAAUCUUUUUAAGUGGGAUUGAAUUAGGAAUAAUUUAUAGUAUUUUUAUUAUAAAUCAUACUGAUGAUCCAUCUAUAAAUCCUCCCCCUCAAUUUUUAAUCAUGAAUAAUCUUUGGUUAAUUUUAAUUUUAGUAAUGGGAUUAUUAUUAUCAUUAAUUUUCAGUAUGAUUAGUAUUAAUUUAAUCUUUCAAAGAUAUCAUCAAGCUCCAUUAUAUCACACAUUUAUUGCAUGGAUUGGAUUUACUAUCGUUUGUGUAUGUUGUAUCUGGUCAUUUGUAUUACUUAUGCAAGGAUUCUAACAUGGUUUCAAUCAUAGGGUUCCAUCUUUUUUAUACAUUUUUUUACAUUAAACACAUUUUCACAAAAAAAGUUUUAUUUGAUUUUACUUUUAAGUUGUUUUCGGUUUCGGUUUCAUUUUUAUACUGCAUUCUUUUUUUUUAUUGUUCCUAUUUCUUCUUUUUUACAUUCAUUUCAUUCAAAUCUAAUAAUUCUUAAUGACUUUUUUAAUGGUUAAAUUGCAUUUCUUUUUCUUUAAUUCAUUCAUUCAUUCAUUACUUCAUUGUUUGCUCUUUAUAUAGAUAUAGUAGUAUAUAGAUGUCGUAAUAAAACAUGUACA